GGUCUGGUCUGGCCUGGCUAAUACUCGCUGUGCCAGCCAGAUCCUUCCAUUUUUAUGUUAAUUAUAUAUAGAGAGAGAGAGCGAGCACACGGCCGGAUUAUGUGUAGCGUAGGCCAAAUACAACUUACUUUGGGUCUCGGAGUACUUUGGCAAUUAAAGAGUGAAAAAAGGAAGAGCAAGGAGACUUGUUAUCGGCCUUAACUAGGGUCCUGUGGCGUACUGAUCAUAAAAAUGUUACCGGACUUGCCGGAAUUAGAUGUAUCCGGCGGAUUGAAUUUCAAGGAGACAGAGCUGACCUUAGGGCUUCCGGGAGAGAUCGGACGUGGAACCAGCAGCUUUAUACAGAUCACCGCGGGAUCAUCAUCAGCAAAGUUGACGGGCACGAAACGGGGAUUCUCGCAGGCAGCCAUGGAUCUUAAUCUUGGUAGAUCAUUUUAUGUUGAACAUGAUGGCAGCUGUUGUGAGCAGUCCGAAUCAGAAAACGAAGACUUGAGUGUGGCAAAACCUCCCGCAGCAAAGGCGCAGAUAGUGGGGUGGCCACCGGUGAGAGCAUUUAGAAGGAACGUGAUGACGAAGAGCUGCAACUUGGUAAAGGUUUCCAUGGAUGGAGCUCCUUAUCUAAGAAAGGUCGAUCUAGAAAUGUACGAUAGCUAUCAGCAGCUACUGAGUGCUUUGGAGGACAUGUUCUCUUGCCCGACUAUUCCUUAUACGUAUCCCACCCGUAAUUACUUGGAUGAGAAAAAGCUUAUGGAUCCUACAAGUGGGGUGGAAUAUGUACCUACUUACGAGGACAAAGAUGGUGACUUGAUGUUAGUGGGAGAUGUACCAUGGAAAAUGUUUGUGGAGUCAUGCAAGCGGCUAAGAUUGAUAAAAGGUUCGGAGGCAAUUGGACAGCUUCAUGCUCCAAGAACACCCCAACCAUCUGCAGCAAGCUGCACGAGUACUUAAAAGAAUUAUAAAAUUAAAGCCCGGCCUUGAUAAUCAUCCAGCUUGGAAUGAUCUAUCUAAUUGCUAGUACUACAUGAGAGGCUUCUUUUUUUCCUUCGUUCUAUAUAUAUAUAUAUAUAUAUAUAUAUAUAUAGUACCUCUGAUCCAUAUUUGUUUUGGAUGAGGAUCGAGCUUUGAUUGGUAGAAAACAUUACGGGAAUAAGAUAAGAAUUGGCUGUAUCUACAAGACGUUGCAUCGUGUGGUGCCAGUUCAAAA
Molecule: messenger RNA, 1204 nt
Organism: Juglans regia (Persian walnut)
Lineage: Eukaryota; Viridiplantae; Streptophyta; Magnoliopsida; Fagales; Juglandaceae
Product: auxin-responsive protein IAA17-like
Exons: 5
Coding region: 232-948 (238 amino acids)
Biological process (GO): regulation of DNA-templated transcription
Cellular component (GO): nucleus
Molecular function (GO): protein binding
Source: RefSeq, a predicted model, not a curated record